AUGCUUCAGCGGCCCCGCCGGCCCGUCUGCUGCGGCCCCGCCGCCCCCACUUCGCGGCCCCGCCGCCCUUUCUUCAGCUGCCCCGCCGCCGCCCGUCUGCUGCGGCCCCCGCCGCCCCACUUCGCGGCCCCGCCGCCCCACUUCGCGGCCCCGCCGCCCUACUUCAACGGGCCCUGCCGCCCUACUUCAGCGGCCCCCGCCGCCUACGUCUGCGGCCCCGCCGCCCGUCUGCUGCGGCCCCGCCGCCCUACACCUGCGGCCCCGCCCGCCCUACUUCAAGGGCCCCGCCGCCCUACUUCAAGGGCCCCGCCGCCCUACUUCAAGGGCCCCGCCGCCCUACUUCACCCGGCCCCGCCGCCCUACGUCAACGGGCCCCCGCCGCCCGUCUGCUGCGGCCCCCGCCGCUCUCCCCUCCUACAGCAGCGCGCACCGAGCCGCCGACCGCCGCGCCGCCCUUCUACCGUCGUCAUGGCUACCCCUAGUGUCCUCACUUUUGACGCUGAGGGUCGAGCCAUUGACUUUGAGGUCUGGGUCGACAACCUGCAGCUGUUCUUACAGUGCAAUAGGGCGGACGGUCUUUCUCUCUUUGACCUCACCUCUGGCGCCUCUCCUGCCCCUGCUGCUGAUGCUGACCCCACUGUUCGCUCUCAGUGGGCCACCCGCGAUGCUGCUGCACGUCUUGCUGUGCGUGGCCACCUGCCUACCACUGAGCGCAUGCAAUUAUUCAUCACCCGCCUCCCUGACUCCCUUCGCGUAGUCAGGGACCACUUUCUCUCAGUCUGUCCCACCACUCUCACUGUUGACCUCCUAGAGAAGGCCCUCCUAGCAGCGGAGAAGAGCAUAGUCGCUGUAGGAGCCUCUCGUGGUGACCCUCGCACCCCCAUCUUUGAGGGGUGUUCCCCUUCCCCCCUGUUGCCCUCUGUUGCCUCUGCUGUCUGCGGCCGACCUACUUGUCGGGCGGAGGGAGUGGGGUUGGCGGUGGGAGUGGUGGCGGAGGUGGUGGUGGUGGUCGGCGGCAGUGAGGCGGAGGCGGCGGGGGCGGCGGGUAGCGGUGGGAGCGGAUGGUGGCGGGUGGUGGCGGCGGUGGAGGCGGCGGUGGCGGGGAGGAGGUGGAGCUGGUCGGGGUGGUUGCCUCGCAGCGGAGCGGCUCUGGUGGUGGUCACCGCCCGCCAGCAGCAGCAGCAGCAGCGUUCUCGGGACAUCCCCCCCCCCUCAGCAGCUCCGUUUGAGUGGUACACGCAGCGUCAGCGUGGUGGGGGUUUUGGUCCGUGCACCUACGUCCUCGCUCCGGCGACCGCGCGGGUGAGCAGUGUGGGUGUGCCCACCCCCACCCAGCGCUGCUUUGGCCGCCUGACGGACGCUUGGCGUCAGCAGUUCCCCGAGGCUAGUGAGAUCCCCCGCUGGGGAGAGCUGUCUAGGGCAGGCGUAGCUAUCUAUGAUCUUUACUUUGAUGCUAUCCUUGCUGCCAUGUAUGCUGUGACUAUUAGUGAUGAGGGUGACUGUUACCGGUGUUUCUCGCCCGACCCGGGCAUAGGUACUGCUGCGCUAGGUGCUUGUGAGGCUGUUGCUCUGGUGUGCCAGCGCGUCUGCGCCCUCAGGUACUGUCCUCCCGUGUCCUGCUGCCCCCUCGGGCACCUUGUCUGGUCUGUACCUCCCCUCGUUCUGACGAACUUGGUGAGUGGUGCUGACCUGCAGGAUGCGGGGGUUGACCAGUUCACUCCUGCGAGUCAGCAGGUGACCCACUGCUUGGAUGCCCGCACAAGCCGACACCUGGCCACGUUUUCACGCAGGCCGGGGUCGAGUCUCUACACCCUGACCACUGCGUCUCCUCCUGUCUCUGCGUCUGGCCAGGUAGCUGCGUCGGGUCCAGGUGCUUGCUGCUGCGUCCAGUCCCUCCCUCCCCUUCCUUCGCGGCCUGGUCCUUCCUGUGUCCCCUGUGUCGAGGGGCGGCUCCGGGCUGCCCCUCACUCCUCUCAGUUUCCCCCGACAGAGGCUCCGCUGCAGACGCUUCACUUGGACGUGUGGGGCCCGGCCCGCGUCCGUGGACAGGGUCACGAGCGCUACUUCCUACUGGUGGUUGACGACUACUCGCGUUACACCACAGUCUUCCCCUUGCGCAGCAAGGGUGAUGUCACUGCGGUGUUGAUCGACUGGAUCCGCUCAGCUCGUCUCCAGCUCAAGAGGAGCUUCGGCUCGGACUUUCCUGUUCUGCGUCUGUACUCUGACCGAGGCAGAGAGUUCUCCUCGGGCCUUCUGCGACCCUUCUGUCGUGCGCGAGGCAUCCGCCAGACCUUCACGCUUCCGGACUCUCCACAGCAAAAUGGGAUUGCUGAGCGCCGCAUUGGCAUGGUCAUGGACGUCGCUCGUACGUCCAUGAUGCAUGCGGCUGCCCCCCAUUUUCUGUGGCCGUUUGCGGUUCGGUACGCGGCGCAUCAGAUCAACCUUCAGCCCAGGGUCUCCCGGCCGGAGACCUCCCCAGCUCUGCUGUGGACGGGGAAGGUCGGCGAUGCGUCUGCGUUCCGUGUCUGGGGAUCUCGGGCGUUUUGGUGGCAGUUCUACCACCCCUCCUCUCGUCGUGUUCUGUCCUCCCAGGACGUCACGUUCGACGAGUCAGUCCCCUUCUACCGCCUCUUCCCCUACCGCACUCCUUCCCUCCCCCCGCCACCGCACUUCCUCGUGCCAGGUCCCCCCCAGGUAGACCCCCUUCACCCUCAGGGUCCUGCCCCUUCAGGUGUGUCCCAGGUAGACGCAGUCGAGCCGGUCGAGGUUGCUGGUGACUCUGGUACUGCUGCGGGUGCUGAGCCUGGGGGUGCUGACUCUGGGGUGCUGCGCGCAGGGGUGCUGCGUUUGGGAGCUGCUGAGCCUGGAGGUGCGGAGCCAGCGGUCGCUGGACCUACCCUUGUGGCGUCUGGCGAUGCUGAGUCUGGAGGUUCUCCGGGUGCUUUGUCUCGGCGGGAGCCCCUCUCUCCACAGGAGCUGCGCGGGUGGUUUACUCGCCGGUGGAGCCGUACUGCUGGAGCUGGAGCUUCUUCGGCCGCUGAGGGUGCUGGUGCCGCCGGUCCCGGAGCUGCUGAGCCUGCGGGUCCGACUGGAGCUAGAGCUGCUGAGGGUGUUGGUGCUGAGACUACUGCUGUCCGUCCUGGCGGUGGUCCUGCUCCGGGUGCUGGUGGUGCUGCUGGAGGUCCUGCAGCUGGAGGUGCUGUUGGCGCUGGUGCAGCCUCUGAGGGUGCUGGUGCUGUCCCUGCUGUGUCUGGAGUUGGCGCGCGGCCUCGGCCAGCCCGCCUCCCACUGCCUGCUCCCUCUCCUUACACUGGUCCUACUGGAGGUCUUGCUGAGCGUCGUGAGCCUGCGUCUCGUCCCGCGUCGCCUGUUCGUGCUGCUCGCGCUAGUGGUCGCGGUUCGCGUCAGCGUCAUCCUCCUGUCCCUGGCACGCACCGGAUGUCUCUGCGUCCGUCCACUGCUCCUCUGCGUGCCCCUUUGCCUUCUCCUCCUGAGUCCUCUCUUCUUGUGCUUGCCGACCCUGAGUCAGACUCCCUUCGUGCUGCCAGUCCUACUGUCACGCGUCUCCUUGCUACUGUCGUCACCGACCCCUCUUUUGAGUCCACUGCUGCGUCUGCUCUUGUCGCUGAGCUCGUCGACUUUGCUACUCGCUGUCGCACGGACGUCCUAGAGGACAGGCAGGAGGAGUUACAGUCUCUGGCUGCUGCUUCACCUCAUCUCGCGUCUGUACUGCUUGCUCCUGAGGGAGACCCGGAUGCACUAGACAUCCCGACUCCGCGCUCCUACGCGGAGGCCGUAGAGGGUCCCUACUCCUCUCAGUGGCAGGCAGCUAUGGAUGCAGAGAUGGCUUCCUGGAAGUCCACAGGCACCUACGUUGACGCGGUUCCCCCUCCUGGGGCGAACAUCGUCAGUGGCAUGUGGAUCUUCAGGGUGAAGCGGCCGCCAGGCUCUCCACCUGUCUUCAAGGCGCGGUACCUCGCUCGUGGCUUCAGUCAGCGGCAGGGAGUUGACUACUUUCAGACCUUCUCUCCCACCCCGAAGAUGACCACUCUUCGGGGUAGCCUGCACGAGGAGAUCUGGCUGCGCCGUCCACCUGGCUUCACUGGGACUUUCCCUCCUGGCACCCAGUGGAGCCUCCGACGACCAGUCUACGGUCUCCGCCAGGCACCACGUGAGUGGCACGACACACUGAGGACUACGCUUGGGGCUCUUGGGUUUGCUCCCUCUACUGCUGACCCGUCGUUGUUUCUGCGCACCGACACCUCUCUGCCGCCGUUCUACAUCCUCGUAUACGUCGACGACUUGGUCUUUGCCACAGCUGACACUGCUGGACUCGCCUACGUGAAGUCCGAGCUGCAGAAGAGACACACGUGCACAGACCUGGGUGAAGUGCGCAGCUACCUUGGCUUGCAGAUCAUCCGGGACAGAGCACGCCGCACCAUUACCUUGACUCAGUCACACAUGGUGCAGCAGGUCCUUCAGCGCUUCGGCUUCACGUACUCCUCGCCUCAGGCCACUCCUCUGUCUACUCGCCACUCGCUCUCAGCUCUGCCUUCGGAUGAGUCCGUAGAGUCGAGUGGCCCGUACCAAGAGCUUGUUGGCUGCCUCAUGUACCUGAUGACCUGCACACGACCUGACCUUCCAUACCCUCUUAGCAUUCUUGCACGCUAUGUUGCUCCUGGGAGACACAGACCAGAGCACAUGGCUGCAGCGAAGAGGGUGUUUGCGCUACUUGUGCAGUACUUCGGGCAUGGGGCUAGUGCUUGGAGGGCGGAGUCCAAUGUGAGGCUGAGAUCUACGCCGGGGGCCAUGGCUGCACAGGAGCUUCGCUGGCUCACCUACCUGCUGACCGACCUUGGAGAGUCGCCUCGUUCUCCUCCAGUGCUGUACGUAGACAAGAAGGCCAUGCUGGCCUUGUGUCGUGAGCAGCGCCUGGAGCACAGAACGAAGCACAUUGCUCUCCGCUACUUUCUUGCUUGUGAGCUGCAGCAGCGUGGUCAGUUGCGACUUGCGUACGUGGCCUCUGAGGCCAACACUGCUGAUGUUUUCACCUAG
Messenger RNA from Closterium sp. NIES-65, 5055 nucleotides. NCBI's taxonomy places the organism in Eukaryota, Viridiplantae, Streptophyta, Zygnematophyceae, Desmidiales, Closteriaceae. The record is from the annotation of a GenBank genome assembly.